GGCAAGCGACAAUGUCAUCGCGAUGCCUUUUUUUUCAUUAUAAUUGUGUUGUGGACUCAUUUUAUGUGCUUGUAUAUUAAAUAAUCACGUUAUUUAUUGAGACAAAUGGCUCACCAUGCUGUGCUGCAUAUGUUGACUCGUCAUUGACCUUAACAUGAUUAGGCAAACGUGAGUUGAAAACAACGCCUGUUGUUUACCGGCAUCAUGUCACACGUUAAACUAAAGACCUAAUUACGUGACUGAAGAAAAAACGUUGGAAUUUCCAUGUGCGUUGGUAACAGCCGAUUGAAAUAGCCACGGCUGUGUAUUGUUGUCAAUAUUUUAUUUUCAUUGGCCGACGAUACCAGAUUUUAAAUGCGAAAGCUCUACCCAGACUGAAAACUACAGAAUUUUAAAAUGAAAAGAAACAGACCGGACGCUUUGUGAAAUAUGCCGAUCAAUACAUAGAAACAAACAAAAACGUUCGUGAUGGUGAUGUAGCGGUGACCGCGGUGACGUCACCACAGCGCGGAGGAGCCGCUAGAAGAAGAAUUGAGGAAGAGGAGCCCUUCGGGAGCGGAUUCUUGGUGGGUCUCUGGAGCGGGGAGCACUGGUGCUGCCAUGGGCGGGAGGGCGUCUCAGCGGAGCGUGCUGCUGUCGGCGGUCACCAUCUACAUCCUGCUGGCGCUCACCACCGACAUCUUCGAGAACGUCGAGCCCAAGAAGGACGUCUUCAAGUUGGAGAAGCUGCCACUUCGUCCUUCGGAGGAGAUCCAGCUGGUGGAGUUUCAGCGUCGAAAGACGCGAGUGAAGGAGGUCUGCACAGCAUGGGGCGCGUACACUACAAAGGCCAAGUUUCUCAAAAUUGCCCAGAAACCCAGCACUGACACAAGCAAAACGAAUGACGAACUCACCAGGGAUCGCAAAGAACUUUCGCAGUCUCAGCUGGAGAGAAUUUGGCAGCUUAGUAAAAGGACAACAUUUCAUCAAAUGUUUGUAGACCGGGCACAUUCUCUAACUUGGUGUAAGGUUCCAAAGGCAGCUAGUACCAGUUGGCUCCAUGCAUUCCUAGAGUUGGCAGGAGUAAAGGAUGUUGCUUCUAAAGACAUGGCAGGAAAGCAUGCCCUCUUACGUGAGAAGUACCCCUUAUUAACCAACUCCUUGCUAAAGAGAAUUAUGCCUACAUCUAUGAAAUUUAUGGUUGUACGUCAUCCCUUUGAAAGAAUAUUAUCAGCAUACAGGGACAAAUUAGAAAAUUCUGAAAGGGAUCUAAAAGACAGGGGUGGAUACUAUUACGCUAUAUAUGGAAAACGAAUUGUUAAAGCUUACAGGAAAUCAAGUUCUGGUAGUGAAUUCAGCUCAAAUGAACGUAAGGAACCGACCUUCAGAGAGUUUAUUCAGUAUCUCCUUGACACUGAUGUUGAAGAGUAUGAUGAACACUGGAAGCCAAUAUUCCUCCUAUGUACACCUUGUCACAUCAGGUACGAUGUCAUUGCUAAAAUGGAGACUCUUGGAAAAGAUGCUGAAUUUAUUCUUUACCAUCGCGGUUUGUCUGACACAGUUAACAUUGAGUGGUCACAUAAAACUGACCAAUCCAAAAAGACUACUGAUGUUAUAAAGUCUUAUUAUUCUCAGUUAACUUCCAGUGAGAUCAAGCAGUUAUAUUACAAAUAUUUACCAGAUUUUUUAAUGUUUGAAUAUGAUGUUGAACCAUAUCUAAAUCUGAUGAAUGCUCCCAAGAGAAAUGAAACAUUAACUAUUAAUGGUGAAGAAAAUGAUGAGUAUUAUGGCGAAGAAGAAGAUGAGGAGGAUGAAGACUACUAUGAUGAAGAGGAGGAAGAGGAAGAGGAAGAUGAAAAUUAUGAAGAAAAUGAAGAAUUGGAUGAAGAUGCUGAGGAAAAUUAUUAUGAAAGCUACACAGCAGAUAAAGCCAAAGUAGUAGAAAUUACACUUAAUGAAGCUAAAUAAAAAUAAAAUCUGCAUUGGCUGUGUGCUAUGCUGUUACAUGCCAUAAGGUUUGCGUAGGAAAUAUGCAGAUAAUCAAAAGUCAUCUUUACUAGCUAUAAAAAGGGUCAUUCACAUCCUAGUUUAUUACAAUCUCAAAAAAAUGUCAUCACUUACAAAUAUUUGUAUCAUGUUAUUUUGCCAUCAGAGAAAUUAUAAUUGAUUAUUAUGUAAACAACGGAGAACUUGGAAAAUAUUUUUGGCUAGAAGAAAAAAUGUCAAGUCACCUGUUUAUGAUAAAUUUGUUUUCCAGUGCUAAUGUGAUUGACUUCGAAAACAAUUCCCCAUAGCAUCACAUCUUGCUUUUACUGUGGAUCUUUAUAAUUUAUACAGUAGAAAAACUACUGAAACAUUAUACAUUUAGGUUUGCUAGUAACAUGUGACUCUUGUAUGCACUAUUUAGUCUGUGAUAUCAUAGGUUAAGAGCUCAUUGUUUUACUGGUUUUUAUAUUCACCAUAUUGAAAUACUACAAUACAGUGUAUGGCUUUUAAGCAUAUACUUUUUACACAUGAUGAUGAUGAUGUGUAUGAACUUCCUUUUUGAAAAAACACUCAACAUGUGUCAUACUGAAAAGCAGAGUAUAUACUAUAUAUGUUAGAUUUGUCUUUGCAACAUGUAUCCAACUUUUACUACUGAAAAUUAGUUUUCAUUUGUGCUUAUAGAAUUUUAAAAUAGAGAAAAUGCAGGUAAAUUUACAUAUAACACUAUAUGUACUUACCAUUAAUUCUCCAAGGUAGACCAUAUAGUAAUUUAUAUACAUUAUGUUUUAUGGAAGAGGGAAAGUAUUUUUUAAUUUAAGUAUACUGAUGUGGGUUGCAGAGCACGAGGAAAAUUUCAUUGUGUGUUUUGAACUGCUCAGUUAUUGACAGCAGUUAAAAUGUAUAAACUAAGGGCAUAUUGCACAAGGUGUCAUUCAGCAUCAUUAUAACCAGAGUUAGCAUUUAUAAAAAAUUACAUUGAAUGAAAGUAUUAUUUUAAAUAGCACAAUAGUGAAAAAUAUGGAUGUGCCUUGACAAAACAAUGAUUUAAUCGAUGUAUAAUUGGUAAUAAACUUAAUUAUUUGUACAAAGUAAACUUGCUUUACUUUGCGUGAUGUUACUCUAUGGAUCAAUGAUCACUUCCAGUUCUAUAUUUCUCGUGAUGCUUAUGCAAGCACUUUAGCAACUGGAUACCUGAAAUACAAAUGCACUUCCAGUACUAAAACGAGAGUUAACUUAAAGAUUCAAGUAUGCUAGUCUAUUAACCUUGAGAAUUGGAAAAAACUUGAAGCUCUAACCAAGGCACUGUGAUGUAGUGAAUGUCUUCCUUUCCUUUUUUUUUUUUUUAUUGUAUAGCAUAUAAUUGUUGGCUCAAUAUAGCAAUGUAUCGAUAAUCUGUGAUGUCAAAGUUUGCCUUCUGUGAAGGUUUUGUGAUUAAUGUGGGAAAGACCAUCUUUAAUAUUGUGGGCAACAUGUUACUGUGAAGUACAUGUACAAGACUGUAAUAAAUACAUAUAUUAUA
This is a messenger RNA of Macrobrachium nipponense, 3484 nucleotides long. Its product is annotated as carbohydrate sulfotransferase 11-like. Lineage: Eukaryota; Metazoa; Arthropoda; Malacostraca; Decapoda; Palaemonidae. Gene Ontology annotation, cellular component: membrane. Gene Ontology annotation, biological process: carbohydrate biosynthetic process. Gene Ontology annotation, molecular function: sulfotransferase activity. The record is from RefSeq and is a predicted model, not a curated record. Bases 601 to 1947 code for a protein of 448 amino acids. The transcript has 7 exons.